This is a messenger RNA of Daldinia decipiens, 1293 nucleotides long. RefSeq lists its product as uncharacterized. The record is from RefSeq and is a predicted model, not a curated record. Lineage: Eukaryota; Fungi; Ascomycota; Sordariomycetes; Xylariales; Hypoxylaceae. Bases 349 to 1053 code for a protein of 234 amino acids. The transcript is spliced from 2 exons.
AUCAUUUAAAAGUAUUCCUUAGCUUUGCUCAUUUCUUUUAUGCUUUUUGCCCUAUGGGAGCUUAGUAUCUUCAAGAUGGGAGGAACUGAGCAUGUGGUACAAGUUACCUACAAACUAGAGGUCAUUCGCACUGAUCUAUUAAGUGUUAUUAGUCAACUUCUAGGUUUAAGUAUCUUAAAACGCAGAAUACCAAUAACUUCAACGCUGAUCACCUUCAACCGCGGGCGAUUAAAGUUCAAUACUCAAUGUCAAGUUAUAUUACGAGAAUAUCAUCAAUAGGGAUAAUAUGAAUGCUAUUUGCAAAUUACUCCGAGACGUCGCCCACAUCACUAACCUUUUUUUGUCCAUAUGGUUGGUACACAGCACGAGAAGUUUUUAGCAACUUCAACACGGAGAAUUGAUUAUCAUCCGGUCUUAAGCCUACCUAGGUAUGUAUUCUCGGAAUACUAUGUAUGGCUAUUUUCGCCUCUUGGUGGACAAGCCACUUUGAGAAUCAUAGAAUACAAGGACAUCUCGAUUGUGCUUCAACAAGAGAUAGGUUACUUGGGCCUGUCCAAAGCAUCAUUCUCUCUUGGAAUGAAGAUGAGUGAUAAUGGGGAAGUGUUUGACAAUAUCAACACAGCUUUUCUGGCUUCUCUUGCGUCGCCUCGGGCAAUUAAAGACGGCCAACAAGAUACUUGGGCUAACAUCAAAGUACCGAUGAUCGAGGGUAUACUAAGAUAUAUUUCGUCUAGAGAUAAUUCAAGUGACUGGAUAACUCUCCCCGACCAUCUUCCCAACACACGAUAUUCUUUACUUAUUGGAAUUCCUACAGCAAACAUCCCCGAUACUGGCACCACUUCAUUCACAAUGGAAACAUCCUAUCGGACUAUACAGUGUCCGGAAUUGAUAUACCCAAAGGAUUAUGAUGAUGCAUAUUGGGUCCAUAACACACUUCCGACCUUCAAUGGAAUUUUUCCAAUCGCUGGUCUCAAGUUUGACCAUGAACGAUGGUUCAUCCGCACAAAGUGUACGAAGUGCGUGGGGCUGGAUCCUUUCAGUUACGAACAGUGAUAAUCUGAAAAAGCGCCGUGAGUCGAAGCCUAGUGAGAAUGCCCCUCUACGAGAAGUCUUUUCCCGCAGCGAAAACGUGGGCAGUGACUCCCACCUGAACCCUACCGCAGUUAAUUGCAGCCUAGCAACGAUCUACGUUGAGGUGUCUAUUCAAUGUACAGGGUAGGAAUGCAAACUUGAUCGGAUGUGGAAAUCACAAAAUAGUGUGAACGGUCGGUCGAGCUAAUGCAUGGACUACAC